GCUGGGAGAACGUGAACGAGUACGUCGCCGUCAGUGCACGCCUCCGGCCGCUGCGGGCGCGUUCUCCGAACUUUUCGUUUACGCCGUUCGCGAGCUAGGGGGCUGCGUCGCGCGCUCCUGUGACUCUUCGGGUGUCGUGAACAAAAGCUACCGCUGUGAUAGCGCGUCUUACCUGUGAGAGGACGAGAGCUGAUGAGCGGCCGGACAUCUGCCAGGAGCCGCGGUGGCAAUGGAUUUGCGGCGAGAGUAGCAGCCGAGAAGAGCGAGUUCUGCGUGGGGGGCGAAGGCACGACAGGGCACCCAUAAUUUCCCCCUCUACGCUACGGGUGCUUCUCUAUUGGUGUUAUUUCCGAGGGCGAGAGACACGCCGCCAUGAUGUUUCUAUCCAGCAGAGAGUGACUUGGUUUCGAAAAAUCAAAAAUUUCACGCGGAAGCUGCUGCCCUUUCGGAGGUAAAAGGGAGCCCGACUCUCGGCUGUACUGUCGGCGACAUGGCGGAACAGAGCUACUCCUGGGCGUACUCCCUUGUGGACUCGAGCCAGGUGUCCACCUUCCUCAUUUCCAUCCUCCUCAUUGUCUAUGGCAGCUUCAGGUCACUGAACAUGGACUUUGAGAAUCAGGAAAAAGACAAAGAUGGAAAUUCUUCAACAUCCAGCACCUUCAACAACAACAACCCCAACAACAGUAUUCAGACCAUCGACUCCACGCAAGCUCUGUUCCUGCCCAUUGGGGCCUCUGUAUCCCUCCUUGUAAUGUUCUUCUUCUUUGACUCGGUCCAAGUGGUGUUCACAAUAUGUACAGCAGUUCUUGCCACUAUAGCAUUUGCCUUCCUGUUAUUGCCCAUGUGCCAGUAUCUGACCAGGCCGUGCUCUCCACAGAACAAGAUCUCCUUUGGGUGUUGUGGCCGCUUCACCCUAGCUGAGUUGCUGUCCUUCUCCCUCUCGGUCAUGUUGGUGCUGAUCUGGGUUCUAACAGGUCACUGGCUGCUUAUGGAUGCUCUGGCCAUGGGGCUCUGUGUGGCCAUGAUUGCCUUUGUGCGAUUGCCCAGCCUCAAGGUUUCCUGCCUGCUGCUCUCUGGUCUGCUUAUCUACGAUGUCUUCUGGGUUUUUUUCUCAGCCUACAUCUUCAACAGCAAUGUGAUGGUUAAGGUUGCUACACAGCCAGCAGACAACCCCCUGGAUGUGCUGUCACGCAAGCUACACUUAGGUCCCAGCAUGGGUCGAGAUGUUCCCCGCCUCUCCUUGCCUGGCAAGCUGGUCUUCCCUAGUUCCACAGGCAGCCACUUUUCCAUGUUGGGUAUCGGGGACAUAGUGAUGCCAGGGCUGCUCCUGUGCUUCGUACUGCGCUAUGACAACUACAAGAAGCAGGCCACUGGUGAGGCAGUUGGCCCAGGGAACAUGUCCGGCCGCAUGCAGCGGGUCUCUUACUUCCACUGCACCCUCAUUGGAUACUUUGUUGGCCUGCUGACUGCAACGGUGGCCUCUAGGAUUCACCGUGCUGCGCAGCCUGCAUUGCUGUACCUUGUCCCCUUCACCCUUCUGCCGUUGCUCACCAUGGCUUAUCUGAAGGGAGAUCUACGACGCAUGUGGUCAGAGCCCUUUCAUGCCAAGGCCAGUAGCUCACGCUUCCUGGAAGUAUGAUGGAUUCCUGACAGCAGAUGGGCACCCUAGGGGAGGGCCCAACCCCCCUAGACUGCUGAGAGAGCAAGAGAGAUUUCAUGGGGGGGUUUCUGGUGCAACCCACCCAUCCACUGUGUGGUUUCAGCUGCAGACAGAUCCAAAACACAGAGCGCACCUACAGAGAGAGUGUGCUUUUGUGCCCCCCUCACUUCAGAUUCUCUCCCUCCACAGUCAUGUCAGACCCAUUAUUUCAACAUCUCUCCUAUUUCCCACCAUUCUCACUUACCCUGUGGAUGCUUGUGGGGGCAUGGCAGUGGCUUCUGGAAUUCAUCUGUCUGCUGUUUUUUAAAUAAAUUUUAUCAUGGACAUGGAAAAGGAGCAUUGCGGAGAAAUAACAUGGAGUGGACCUCCAGCAGCCUUGACAAACCGUAGCACAACAGUAACUGGGGCCAGCGGGCAGUUUUCACAAAAAUCAAGCCACCAUACAGUUAGCAUUGGACAGCCACCUUCCAGUCUAUCCGUCUCUCCCUCCAUCCCCUUCUCUCCACAGUUCUUUCCUCUUUCCAGUUUCACUUUCAUUCUUGUUUUUGCUCUCCUUGUCUGGAUGUAACCCUUUUCACUAACAGCUUAUGCAGAAGUUUUUUUU
This is a messenger RNA of Scleropages formosus (Asian bonytongue), 2264 nucleotides long. Its product is annotated as signal peptide peptidase-like 3. The record is from RefSeq and is a predicted model, not a curated record. Bases 491 to 1639 code for a protein of 382 amino acids. Gene Ontology annotation, biological process: membrane protein proteolysis. Gene Ontology annotation, cellular component: lumenal side of endoplasmic reticulum membrane; Golgi-associated vesicle membrane; cytoplasmic side of endoplasmic reticulum membrane. Gene Ontology annotation, molecular function: aspartic endopeptidase activity, intramembrane cleaving. The transcript is spliced from 11 exons. Lineage: Eukaryota; Metazoa; Chordata; Actinopteri; Osteoglossiformes; Osteoglossidae.